Parnassius mnemosyne (clouded apollo) is the source of this 2202-nucleotide messenger RNA. Lineage: Eukaryota; Metazoa; Arthropoda; Insecta; Lepidoptera; Papilionidae. The record is from the annotation of a GenBank genome assembly.
ACUCGGGUAGAAUCUACUAAUUAGUCUGUGUCUUUCACUCGGUAUACAUCUUUCAGGGCUGACGCGUUUUCUAAAGAUAAUUAAUUAAAAUGGUUCAUACGACAUGUGCUGUGGCAGAAUGCAAAUCGUCAUGUUACACGAAUAAAGAAGUGAGAUUUCACCAAUUUCCACGCUCAGAAGAAAGGUGCAAAAUUUGGGUGAAAGCGUGUAAAAGACCUGAUUUAGCGGACAGAACUUGUGAAAGCCUAAAGAAUACAUACAUGUGCAGUUUGCAUUUUGAAAAACUUAUGUACGGUAAGAGAUUUCUAAAGAAAACAGCCGUACCGACUUUACUUUUACCAUCUUCGGACUGGAAUGUUCAAUCAGAAAAACCGGAAGUCAAACUUCUAAAUGAUUCAGAAUUAGAUGAAUAUUCAGAAUUUGAACAGAAGCAAUAUGAAUCAAGGACUUCUUCAUCACAAAUUGCAUCUUUGGACUGGAUUGUUAAAUCAGAAAAACCGGAUGUCGAACUUUUAAAUGAUUCAGAAUUAGAUGAAUCUUCAGAAUUGGCACAGAAACAAUAUGAAUCAAGGAUUUCUUCAUCACAAAUUACACCUUUGGACUGGAUUGUUAAAUCAGAAAAACCAGAAGUCGAAUCUUUAAAUUAUUCAGAAUUAGAUGAAUCUUCAGAAUUGGCGCAGAAAGAAUAUGAAUCAAGGAUUUCUUCAUCACAAAUUACAUCUAUGGACUGGAUUGUUAAAUCAGAAAAACCAGAAGUCGAACCUUUAAAUGAUUCAGAAUUAGAUGAAUCUUCAGAAAUGGCGCAGAAAGAAUAUGAAUCAAGGAUUUCUUCAUCACCAAUUGCAUCUUUGGACAGGAUUGUUAAAUCAGAAAAACCGGAAGUCGAACUUUUAAAUGUUUCAGAAUUAGAUUUAUCUUCAGAAUUGGCUCAGAAACAAUAUACAUCAGGGAUUUCUUCAUCACAAAUUGCUGGAGACAGUGAUAAUAAAAAAUACAUACGUAUCAAUCGUAGUACCCAGACAGAAACCAGAUUGACGGAUUAUAUCCCUCGGAAACCUAAAAUUAAAAUACGAUUAUCAAAAACAAGUAACAAGUUAAAAUGUCGCAAGAAUUUUGAAAAUAUAGCUAAGAAACAAUUUUUGAAAGACUGUGAUAAAUAUUUAUCUCCUAAGUUAAGUGCCAUAGUGAAGGCACAAAUGUGUAGAAAAUAUAAAAUAGGAAAAUAGAAGACAAGAAACAAGAAUACUUACUGAAAGUCAUUUAUGCCUUACCACUGUUUCGUAAAAUAACCUGUGUGCUGGGAAGAAACCCAGCAGGACUUUUUGAAACAUUCAUUUACAAAUAAUAUGUUAUACAAUUAAGUAUGAAAACAUUCAGAAACAGAAUGGUAGCGUGAUCGCUACCAUACUUUUCUAAAAUGUUUUCAUCCUUAGUUCGCAGGAAUUAGGUCAUUAUCAAUCAUGUACUCUUUAGUACAUAAUAACCCUUAUUAAUUUUUUUUAUUUAAAACCUCACUGAAUGCAAUAAAUACACAAGAGAAUUUAAAUUGUUUAGCAUUACAUAAACUUACUCGCUUAUUGUUUUUUGUCCAAGACAAUUUUUGCCGCCAAAAACUUCAGACAACAUGUACAUGCUUAUGGAAGAUAAAGUUAACCAACAAAUGUGGGAUAUUUUAACUGCUAUAAUCAAACACAUGUCAUCGUCUGAAAAAAGUGUCCUUUGUAUGAAUGUGACAAGUUUCAAAUUAUUAAGGCUUAUCGUACAACACUAAAAAGGAAAAUAUUUAAUUCACAUGAAGUAGAUGCUACAUAAGGUUGUCAACCGUCCUGUUUUCCCAGGACAUGUCCUAGUUUUUGUAGUGUCCUAGGAUGUCCUAUAUAGUUUUUAAGCAGCGUCCUGGGUUUUAAAGCGAUAGGACCAGGACCCUGGGUUUAUAAAGCGCUCUAAAAGUCAAAACACCACAGUCGAGAGAGUCUUUUCUCUCAUAAAUUCACAGUGGUCAAAAGAAAGAAAUCGAUUACUGCCAACAAGUAGCGGCAGUCAUCAAAACUAUUUAUUGAAGUAUGAAGUGUGAUCAGUUUUAAGUUUAAAGAAUUUGUUACAAACGUUUGUUUCAAAAGUUUUUGUUUUAUAUUUUAAUAAGGCGUUUUUAAGUCAUGCCAUUUUAUUCAAAUACUUUUAUUAAAAAACAUGAUUAUUAUC